Molecule: messenger RNA, 3410 nt
Organism: Hemicordylus capensis (graceful crag lizard)
Lineage: Eukaryota; Metazoa; Chordata; Lepidosauria; Squamata; Cordylidae
Gene: STAT2
Product: signal transducer and activator of transcription 2
Exons: 24
Coding region: 216-2675 (819 amino acids)
Biological process (GO): regulation of cell population proliferation; cell surface receptor signaling pathway via JAK-STAT; type I interferon-mediated signaling pathway
Molecular function (GO): RNA polymerase II cis-regulatory region sequence-specific DNA binding; DNA-binding transcription factor activity, RNA polymerase II-specific
Source: RefSeq, a predicted model, not a curated record
UCCGCCCUCCCUUUCUGGACGCGGCUUCGAGCGUUUCUACCAAUCAAACCAUGGAUGGGCGGGGCAGCCCUUCAGCACCCGCCUCUGUAAGUGGGCGGGGACUUGAGGAAUCAGUCCCUUGGAAGUAGCGUUUCGAAAAAGGGUGUAGGGGUCUUGCACGCAGCGGAUUUGCACCGGUACUGCUGGCUUUGGGCAUCCUAUUCUUGACCUCCAACAUGUCCCAAUGGCAACAGAUUCAGAUGCUGGACAGUGUCCAUUUGGACCUGGUGCAUUGUCUUUAUGCAGAUGACUGCCUGCCCAUGGAGGUGCGACAGUACUUGGACUACUGGAUUGAAGAGCAGAACUGGGGCGAAGCAGCACAAUCAGAUUCCUCGCAAGCCUGUUUCCUUUUCCAUAUCAUGCUGGCCAUGCUGGACGAUCAGUUGGGACGUUUUGUGUUGGAUGAAGAGAAUAAUUCCAACAUGGUGCUCAAGCACAACCUGCGCCGCUCCAAACUCAACCUGCAGGCCAAGUACCAAGAGAAUCCAUCAGAGUUGGCUAGCAUUAUAGAUGGUCUGUUGAGAAAUGAGCGAGCUAUUCUACAAGCUGCCUUGGCCAGCUCUCAGCAGGCAAGGGUGGAGGCCCCACCUGAUGCCUCUGUGACCACCAGCCACCAGCAGAACAUUGAAGAGCGGCUAGCAGAGAUGCGGAAGGCGAUUCAGGGCCUGAAAUGUUCCAUCGAUCACAUUGAGUUCCUGCAGGACACCUUUGAUUUUCGUUACAAGACAUACAAAAUGCUGGAAAAUGCCAUGCCUCCCGACCCCACUCUACCCCAAAAAAACCAGGAGCUGCAAGUCAUGAUAAAUAACCUGGACUGUUGCCGCAAGGACAUGUUAGCUCGAAUCGAUGAACUUCUGGGCCGCUCUAAUACCCUGAGGAACCUUCUGCUGGAAGAGCUCAAUGCGUGGGCAGAUCGCCAGCGACAGGAGUGUAUGGGGGCCACGUGCAAUACCAGCUUGGGACAACUGGAGAAGUGGUUCACGGGCAGUGCUGAGGUCCUCUUCCAUUUACUGCAGCUCCUGCAGACACUAGAGGAGCUACGUUUGAAAAUAUCCUACGAGCGAGACCCCCUGGUGAUCCAGUUACCUCGACUGCAAAAGCGACUACAAGAGCAAAUCUCCUGCCUCUUGAAAAGUGCGCUCGUGGUGGAGAUUCAGCCUACCAUGCCCUACCCCAACCGCCGGCCUCUGGUGCUGAAAACGAGCCAGAAGUUCUCUGUCCGUGCCAGGCUCCUGGUGAAGCUGUUGGACCGUAACCAGCCGAUGGAAGUGCAGAUCGAGAUUGACAGGGACUCUGCAAAUUUGAGAGGGUUUCGGAGGUUCAACAUCUUGACGUCAAACUCCAAGACCAUGGUAAUGGACCGGCCCCAGAUGGAAGGACUUGUUUGUGACUUCAGGCACAUUGUAAGGGGACUGAUAUUGACACUGAAGGAGCAGAAAAUCGGUGGCUCCGGCAAAGGCAAGGGCGGCAAAGGAGCCAACGAGGGUGCAUUGCCUGUCACAGAGGAGCUGCACAUCAUCACUUUCACCCUGGACUACUGCUACCAAGGACUCCAGUUCCAGCUGCAGACAUCCACCUUGCCUGUUGUGAUCAUCUCUAAUAACAAUCAGAUGUCCAGUGCCUGGGCCUCCAUCUUGUGGUUCCUCAUGCUGAGUACAGACACAAAGAACCAGCUUUUUUUCCCCAACCCACCAGCUGCUACCUGGGCCCAGCUGUCAAGGGUGCUGAGCUGUCAAUUCUCCGCCGCUACCCAGCGAGGCCUAGAUCCAGAUCAGAUCAAGAUGCUGGGAGAGAAACUCUGUGGGCUGAAUGCAACACCGCAAAGCACCAUCACCUGGGCCAAGUUCGCUAAGGAUCUUACUCCCAGCUUCUCCUUCUGGACCUGGCUGGAUGGGAUUUUGCUCCUGAUUCAGGAGCACCUGUUGGACCUCUGGAAGAAUAAUCUCAUCAUGGGAUUUGUGAGCCGCAAGCGUGAGAAGCAUUUGCUGAAAAGGAAGCGAGCAGGCACCUUCCUGCUGCGGUUCAGCGAGAGUAGCCAGAAUGGUGGCAUCACAUGUACUUGGGUGGACUACAACAAUGAUGGUUCCCCCAAGUUCUGCUCAGUCGAGCCCUACACCAGAGAUGAGCUGAAGUCCCUAGCACUGCCUGACAUCAUCCGUGACUACCAGCUCCUGGCUAAAGAGGACAUCCCUGAGAACCCACUCCAGUAUCUCUACCCUGACACUGCCCGGGAUGAAGCCUUUGGGCCUCACUACAGCGAGCGCCGGGAAGCGGAUCUGAUGGAACACAGGAAAUACCUGAACCGCCGCCUGAUUAGAGUCUCCUCUAGGCAACCAGAAGAGUCCCCAGCUGUGGAGGUGAAUGGUACACUCCCUGUAGAUGACAUACCAUUGGCUGUGGAAGAUGUGUUGCUGAAUGGAAUAUUCCCUGUUGAAAAUGCAUCGUUCUUGAAUGAUAUUGUGGAAGAAGUGAACCUUGGAAUGGAAGGCCUUAUGUCUGACAGGCAAGACCCCUUCCUCCUCCAACCUGCAAGUGAGGAGCAACAUCUGCUGAAUCAGGUGGUGUUUGAAUCACCUGACGAGUUCCCGGAUCUGCACUUGACUGAGGAGGAUUUCCAAGAUUCAGCUCCCUUGUAGCAGCAAUACUCGAUCCACAAGCUGCCGACUUUUGGAAAUAAAGAUAGUCCCGCAGAAUGACCAUGCCAUCUGCCAAGAUGGAGGCGUAGUGGAAGCGCUGUUCCCUUGCCUGUGGAUCAUGGCUUUUCUAAGACCCCGACACAAAGCAGAACUUUCUUGUUAAUUUCCCUGCUCAUGUCAGCCGCUGAAAUCAAGUGUUGCUUCCAGACCAAGUCUCAUUUGGGUCCUGAUGGUGAGAAAUGAACAAUUAAAGAGAUUUGGCUCUUGUAUGUCUAUAACCCCCACCCCACUCCCAACCAUGAAGUGUAGCUCAAAAAUGUACAUGUUGGAUUUCUUUUUAACUCCUUGCUUUUGCUUGCAAAAAUCCUAAAUCCUAAAAAGAAAGUCUUCCUAUUGUCUAAAAAGCCAGUUUGGCAUCUGUGUGAUACUCAUCUGCCUGGAUGGAAGCUGAAGGUUCCAGUCAUGGGUAACCUGUAUGGGUUAACAGUGCUGUAACAACUUGGAUUUGACUGGGAAAGAAAAUAGUAUGUGGUUUGGAGCUUGCUGAGAAUGGUUGCAAAGGAAUUUCUGGCUGACAAGCACCUUUUUGGAAUCUUGGGGUGCUGGAUACAUGCUGCUUGGAGGCUGUCAUUUCUUGCUUGUAUAUGGCUGCAUAAGCCCUGCCUGCUGAAACUGUAUAUUUGUAAAUAAAUAUGUACACCCCCCUCCAAAAAAGCACAAAAAUAUCACACACAA